Vombatus ursinus (common wombat) is the source of this 1118-nucleotide messenger RNA. It is a transcript of the gene RASL10A, whose product is annotated as RAS like family 10 member A. The record is from RefSeq and is a predicted model, not a curated record. The transcript has 3 exons. Bases 1 to 711 code for a protein of 236 amino acids. Gene Ontology annotation, molecular function: GTP binding; GTPase activity. Lineage: Eukaryota; Metazoa; Chordata; Mammalia; Diprotodontia; Vombatidae.
AUGGGGGGCACCCUGCGGGUGGCGGUGCUGGGCGCCCCAGGCGUGGGCAAGACGGCCAUCAUCCGGCAGUUCCUGUACGGGGACUUCCCCGAGCGGCACCGGCCCACGGCCGCCCGCCGCCUCUACCGGCCCGCCGUGCUACUCAACGGCGCCGUGUACGACCUGAGCAUCAGCGACGGCGGGCCCGGCCCGGCCCCGGCCCCCGCAGCCGGCCCCGCGGCCUCGGCCGCCAGCAGCAGCAGCGCCUCCGCCUCCUCGGCCGCGGCCUCGGCCGCCACCAGCGCAGCCUCCUCGGCUGGGGACGGGGGCCUCCAGGAGCUGCCAGACCUGAAGGACUGGAGCCUGCAGGACAUGGACGCCUUCGUCCUGGUUUACGACAUCUGCAGCCCAGACAGCUUCGACUACGUCAAAGUGUUGAGGCAGCAGAUUGCAGAGAACCGGCCAGCAGGAGCACCAGAGGCCCCCAUCAUCGUGGUGGGUAACAAGCGAGACCAGCAGCGACAGCGCUUCAGCCCCCGAAGGGCCCUGGCUGUGCUGGUGAAGAAGAGCUGGAAAUGUGGCUACAUGGAGUGCUCAGCCAAGUACAACUGGCACGUAGUUCUGCUCUUCAAGGAGCUACUGAGCAGUGUCCUAGCUAGGGGCUGCAAGCACAGCCACCCAGCCAUCCGCCUGCAGGGUGCACUGCACCCCAACCGCUGCAGCCUCAUGUGACUGGCACCAGCCACUUGGACUCCCCUGUGCUGGUUCCCAAAGACUUUCCUGGUACAGGGAAGCCCCAUCUGGAUGCCCUGGAGACCCAAGACUCACUCUAGGCCAUGUACUUUGUUGGAGUUGGGGAGGGGGAGGCUGGCAAACGGGAAUCCAGCAGCCAGGCCCUCCCCAGAUGGGACAGCAAGGGCCAAGGGACAGGCCCCAGGGCCAGGCAAGGCCACACCUAGGGCAGGAGGGCCCCUGCUCAGCACAAAGGACCCUGAUGCCAGGGCUUGGGAGGGUGACCCCGCAUGUGUCCCCCAAGGGCUAGUCUAUCCUGCUCAGGGCCAAAGCUGACAGAAUAAAGAGGAGAAGGACGGCCCAGCUCCAUCUCUGGGGUGGGAUGGACUGGGGGCUGUGGCUCAGAC